ACAAGCUAUAACGGGCCUCCAAUAGAUUAUCGAGCCCUUUGCCCUCCAUACAGCGUUGUCGUGGAGGUUAUUUUUACUUUGUCGCGGUCCUUUUUGGAAAAUGAUGGCACAGAGUCUGCUGCUGCUGUUGAUGGUGGUCGGCACUACCACGGGGAGGAGGCUAACGUCCUUUGAUCAUGACCCUCACGACUUUCUCAUCAGCACUUAUGAUGACAUCAAGGACCUCUUUUUCAAUCUUGACGAAGGGGAGUCGUGCCUGAGCAGCAUGCAGUGUCAGCCGGAGAUGUGCUGUCAGAGGGACACGUUCCUCCUGGGAUCCCGGACCUGCAGGAAAUAUUCUAAGAGGGGCGAGCCUUGCCAAUUACCGCACCCGUACGAUCUGUACUACGCAUGCCCGUGCAAGGCUGGUUUGAGGUGCAUGGUGUCCAACCCUGACUCCAUCUCCUCCGUCCUCAACUCCGAGAUCGGCGUGUGCGCGGAGGGAGAGGACCCUGACCCGAUCUUCACCGGGCGCUGAAAACAACAUCACCAGGACGGCACCGCCCCUGUGGUAUUGCCAAAAAAACUCGCUGUGAAAUUCUGUCCACGUUUAUGACAAGGGUCUGUCAUCUGCACAAUUAAAAUCACCGCUCAAGAAAUUUUCCUUCUUCA
Messenger RNA from Branchiostoma floridae (Florida lancelet), 651 nucleotides. Its product is annotated as colipase-like. The transcript is spliced from 3 exons. Gene Ontology annotation, biological process: lipid catabolic process; digestion. The coding region runs from base 101 to 517 and encodes 138 amino acids. Gene Ontology annotation, molecular function: enzyme activator activity. The record is from RefSeq and is a predicted model, not a curated record. Gene Ontology annotation, cellular component: extracellular region. Lineage: Eukaryota; Metazoa; Chordata; Leptocardii; Amphioxiformes; Branchiostomatidae.